ACCUAAAAAGCCUAAACUAUAAAAAAGAAAUUAAUUAAAUAAUAAAUAUAAACAUAAACAAAUUCAAAAAUUGUGUUCAAAUACCCCCUACAAUUUUUUAUUUACAUCUAUUUUACAGUCCUCUUUAUACCAUUAAAAAAUUAUUCAAAAAAAAAAAGAAGCUAAAUGAACCCCCAGCCAUCACCUGAAGUAGUUGAACAGAUAGAAUCUGUGAUACCUUUGGGCAUAAAUAAAGGGGAUAUAUUUUCCUCACUUGAAGAAAUCGAAGCUAAAAUUGAGGAAGUAUCGAGGGCGAAAUAUCUCUCGUUUUAUAAAAGGGACAGUAGGACCAUUCAAACUGCAAGGGACAGAGUUAAAAGGCCACUCGACGAAAGCCUUGUAUUCUAUCAAGUGAAAUAUAACUGUAUAAAGGGAGGACAAAAGUACGUCCACAAGGGAAAAGGAUUUAGGCCACCUAAAAGGUCAUGUCGGUCUGAGGAAUUGUGCUUGGCACAUAUCCAUUUUACGGUAACUCAGGCAGGCAACCAGUUUGAGGUUACCAGUAUAAACAAUGUGCAUAACCAUGAGGUUUCUUUGGAGGCUUACCGGCGGUUACCUCUGAAUAAAAAAUUGGAUGAAGAAACCAAGCAGGUAGCAGUUAGCUUGCUAAAUUUAAAAGCGGAUAAGCAAAUAAUAAACGAGAAAAGUUAUUAUGAUACUAAGUUACAUAUUACCGCGUCUGAUAUCAAUACGUUAUAUGCUGGGAGAAUAAAAGAACAAAUUAUGUAUAAGCAAAUUGUGAAUAAACUUAUACACAGGAAGGACUGCCAUCUUUUAGUGGACGACGAAGACGCUUUUCAAGGUCUCUUUUUUUGUAACGAAAGGAUGAAAAGUACAUUUGGCGCUUACCCAGAAAUAAUUUGCAUAGACGAGGUCCAUAAGUUUCUUUCUAAAGAAGCGGCGAUGUAUACCAUGCAAAUUGAAGAUGGUAAUGGCGAAUGCCAAGUGGUGGGCGUAGCAAUUUUGGUUACAAGGCAAAAACCUUACGUUCAGUGGUUCUUGGACACAUUUAAAAGCGUUUGCUCGUGGGAAAAUAUCCAGAUCAUCAUGGCACCUCAAAGUUUCGAUCAAGAAGACGAUUUACUUCGAGACACUUUUCCCCAAGCAGAAAUCUGCACCAAUAUCUUUGAAACGGUCCGAAUGUGUCAAAAUAAUAAACGUACCAAUAAGGGGUUUUCCUCGCGAGAUCAGUCGGCCACAAUAAACCUGUUAAUAAAACUUUUGCAAGCUGAAAGCGAAGAGGAUUUUGAAAAUAUCAAAGAUACAUUGAUCAAACCAAUUGCGAGCGUUUGUCUUCAAUACUUGGAAGGAAAUUGGGAUAAUUUUAAACAGGAGUGGAAUCCACUUAUGGGAAAGAGAAUUAAAGAUUUCCUCAAGACCAGUCAUGCCUUGCUGUAUUUUUUGCUUGCUAUUACAAAGAAAUCCCCUGGACAGUGCAGUCUUAUUGAUUCCAUAGAUAGUUUGUUCUUUGCCAUUGAAAUGCUGGAAAACGAAAGAGCCCAAAGAGUAAAUAAUAUGCUACAGAGACAAAAGUUUAGUUCCUUUUCAUCUAAUGGUGUAAAGAAGAAAUAUCAGGACAUGUUAACUGAAUAUGCUUUUUUAAAAGUUGUUGGUGAGUUAGAUCAGAUGGAGGCAGUGGAGGCAGUAGAUGUCAGUGAAGACUCGGAUGACGUUGUUACGUUUCAAACUAAAACACCUGACGUGCAAAAAUGUUUUAAAACGACAAGUUCAGACUGCACUUGCGCAUUUUAUGAAGCAUUUACGUUACCUUGCAGGCACCUCUUCCAUGUAAGGCAACAUCUCUCGAAGGAUUUGUUUAUGGAAGAUUUAUGCGCUACAAAAUGGACUAUGGAUUACUACCUAAUGAACUGUCCAAAUUCAAGGAUAUAUCUGCAAGAUACAAUUAGUGCAGAAUCUGUAAAUGAUCUUGAAAAGUCUCCGGAAGAUAAUAAAUAUAAUAUGAUUGUGUCAAAAUGCAGUACAUUAGCCGGUGCUUCGAUGCAGGCUCCAGACGAAAUAUUUCCCGAUAUCCUAACGUUUUUGGACAACGUGUCCACCACACUUACGUGCAAGAACUAUCAGCUUUUACAGAAUUUUAAUAAACAGUGUCGUAAGCGAGUUAGGAGUGAUAGCGACAGUACUGUUGACAAUGUCGAAUUAAUCCCCGAAGAAACGAAUUCGGAACACUCUAAUUUAAACGUGACAAAUCACGUAGACGUUAGCACGGAUAACAACGAAGCCGACGAUGACGUUUUGAUAUUAGACGAUACGGAAUGUCGCAAAGAGCAGUUUACUUUCGGAAGAAAAAGAGGAAGACCCCGAAAAGAGGGAAACGAGAAAAUAUCCCGAAGAGACGAUUUGCCGUUCUUUAAAAGGCCGGCAAAAGAGAGACGCAGCGUCAUACUCUCGUUUUUACUGCGAAACACCAACGACGUUUAUAAAAACCAACCUCUAGAGAUCCGGGAUUUGCUGCCGGAAGAAAAAAUCGAUAACAGGAUCGCUUACGCGGAUUUAACUGCGAUAAGAAAGUACUUUUCGGACGACUGCUGGACCUACAUCGAAAAACUGCAAAAAGACAAAGAAGUGGGCGAUUGGUUUUGUUGCGUUUGCAGGGUAAAAUUUGCGAAAACCGACUCCAGUAUCGAGUGCAGCUACUGUUUGAACUGGAGCCACGCUAGUUGCUCUAUCGGUCUGGGAAGCCACGAAACCGAACAGGGAGGCUAUUUUAAAUGCGCCAAAUGCUACUUUAUGACUUAGGAAUUUUACAUUUACUUAUUUAUUUUGUGAUAAUAGUGCGUAAGAUCAUAUAAAUAUAUAUAUGUACAAUUUAUAUAUAGGCGGAUUAAUUUUUGUAAGCAUUUUCGCAUGUUUGAAUUAUACUGAGUUUUAAAGAUU
This is a messenger RNA of Anthonomus grandis grandis, 2934 nucleotides long. RefSeq lists its product as uncharacterized. Bases 166 to 2796 code for a protein of 876 amino acids. The record is from RefSeq and is a predicted model, not a curated record. Lineage: Eukaryota; Metazoa; Arthropoda; Insecta; Coleoptera; Curculionidae. Gene Ontology annotation, molecular function: zinc ion binding. The transcript has 4 exons.